ACUGGAUCUCCAGAUCCAGAUAUUUAGUCACAUUAAGUAAGAGAUUGUUUGAGGUUCCAACAGAAAGUAAAAGCUUGGUCAAUUACAAGGAGAAAAGUCUGCAGAAAAAGAUUUUUCUUCCAAAAACUUACCGGAAAACAAAGAUCCAGUUACAGACAUAAAAGAGGUACUCAGACAGAAGCUGGUAUAGAAAUCCUAGCAGCUGCUGGAAUCAAGAGACUAACAACAUUCCACAAUAUGGUUUCAGUGGGCUUGCAGAUGGUAGGCUAUGUCUUGUCUAUUCUUGGUCUGACUGGUACUGUAAUUGCCACAGUCAUGCCAUCCUGGAAGGUCAGCUCUUACAUAGGUGCAAGCAUUGUGACAGCUGUGGGCUUUUCCAAGGGACUUUGGAUGGAGUGUGCUUCCUUUAGCACAGGCAUUACACAAUGUGACAUUUACAAUAGCAUGCUGGGGUUAGCAGCUGAUACUCAGGCUGCUCAAGCCCUCAUGAUCACAUCAUGUGUAUUUUCUGUUCUUGCUAGCAUGUUCUCAGUGUUUGGCAUGAGGUGCACCAUUUUUUCUCAAGGAUCCCCUGGGAAAGACAAAUUGGCUGUGGCAGGAGGGGCUCUCUUCAUUCUGGGUGGAAUCCUGUCUUUGAUUCCCAUUUGCUGGAACCUUCACUCCAUUCUUCAAGAAUUCUACAAUCCACUGAUUCCUGAUGCAGUUAAGUUUGAGAUAGGACCUGCACUCUACCUGGGUAUCCUUGCAUCUAUUCUCUCUGUUUUGGGUGGUGCUAUUCUCUGUGCCUCCUGCCCACCUAAGGAGGCAGACCAUGACUUUUAUAGCAAAUACCAAGGACGAUCGCUGAUUGCAGACAAGGGAAAAAUAUCUACAAGUGUGACCAAUGCCUCAAAAAAGGAAACAAAUGGUUAUAGCCUUACAGGUUAUGUGUAAGUGGUUAUCGAAAAUGAAAAUGUUUUUAGUUUCGUCUCAUUGCUUAACUCCAAAAUCUGAAAAGCCACAUGAACAAUCUUAAAAACUUUGGUAUUCAUAAAGUGGGACACACAGGUCACAGGUGAACAAUAUCAUGAGUGGCAACUAAUAUAACAUGGCCUGUAUUGUUUUAUUAUCUGUGAUAGAUUCAGGCACAGCUGCUGUGUGUCUGUCUAGAAAGGACAAUUCUGUAACUGUUCAAUAAGUGUUAUGGUUAAAUAGGGCUGCAUUUAUUGAUAACAUUGAAUUAUUCAACCAACAAUGGAUUGUGUUGAACUGAGAGUACAGAUUAAAUUUUAGACUAAAUAGUACACUUGAAGAAUUUUGUCAAACGCAUAUUUUUAUGUAAAUUAUUUUCAGUUGGGCUGUCAAUUUCUCUCAGUUCACUAAAUUAUAAUGUGCACUUAUUCUUACUUUUUUCCCUUGCAAUAAAGAUCAACAUUCAAUAGUGUAUAAUUAGGCUCAUGAUGCAACAGUGUGAUUUAUCUUUGUUGAUAUUACUUUGUGCUACAGACCAAUCAAUGUUAUAUAAUCAUAAAAGUGAUCACAGUCUUUGUAUAAAUAAAACUUUUUUCUUUUCUAUAAACCGGUCAACAAGCAAAUUAACUAACGAAACUAGCAUUAUUGUCCAGAAAAACAUUAUCUUUACCGCUAUGCAAAUUCUGUGCAUGAAUAAUAUUGCAGUAAGCACAGUGUUCUAGUUUUAGAAAAUAGGUUUAGGGAUCAUUAUCUAAACUACUACCAGUAUAAACUAAUUAUUUUUAUAAAGAUUGCCAUCUUCCACAUUCUAGUUCCAUGACACACAUACACUGUUUAAAAUAUACAUA
This is a messenger RNA of Pelobates fuscus (common spadefoot toad), 1799 nucleotides long. RefSeq names its product claudin 2 (gene CLDN2). The transcript has a single exon. The record is from RefSeq and is a predicted model, not a curated record. Lineage: Eukaryota; Metazoa; Chordata; Amphibia; Anura; Pelobatidae. Gene Ontology annotation, biological process: bicellular tight junction assembly; calcium-independent cell-cell adhesion. Gene Ontology annotation, molecular function: structural molecule activity. Bases 238 to 933 code for a protein of 231 amino acids. Gene Ontology annotation, cellular component: bicellular tight junction; plasma membrane.